Molecule: messenger RNA, 786 nt
Organism: Linnemannia hyalina
Lineage: Eukaryota; Fungi; Mortierellomycota; Mortierellomycetes; Mortierellales; Mortierellaceae
Source: the annotation of a GenBank genome assembly
AUGGCUGUCCUGCAAGAGAACACGCUGGAAACCGUCGAACUCACGAGGUAUAACGGCAUGGAGGAAGGCGACGUGGAGAAGAUAAAGGACGAAAAAGUGAAGAAUACCGAGUCAAUGGACACAGUGGAGUUGGUCCCUUGGACCAAGACAGUGAUAACAGAUGAAGGUACGAGGGUGGAACGAAAACCGUCGAUGCGCCACUUUGAGUCCCUGCGACGGUUUGAAAUGAACAAAUGUCGUCGACUGGACUCCAUCCUGCUCCAGAAAGUUCUGUUCGAUUGUCUACACCUGGACAUAUGUAAUGCCUUGACGACCCCAGUACGGUUGGAGGAUGUGACUGAGGAGGCGUGGGCGUCGACAGGGAUUCAUGACCUCUAUAUCACCAUCAACAGCAGUAUGAUCCGGAUACCUGUCGGAUCGAACAACACGGGCGAGUCGGAUCACCAGCAGAAGGAGAAGAUGGAACGACUCGAGAUUUUUUACCAACAAUUGGGCAGGCUGACAGAGCUGAAGAUAUUGGACACGAGACGGUAUGUCAAACGCCCUGCACCACAUGUUAACUUCCGCUCUGCCCUCUCGACGUUGGAAUACUUUCUGCCAGGGCUGAUGAACCUGACAACCCUCCGUGGACAGUUCCAUGCCAAUAUCAACACUGCGCCAGGAUUCAUCUUGGGAGGGAAGGAGGUCGCGUGGAUCACUAUCAAUUGGCCAAGGCUGGAGAAGGUUGAGUUCUACACAGGAGAUUAUGCCGUCGACUCGCCAGAGGUCUCCUCCUCUGUUGAAUAG